CUUCAAGAAAAACUUCUCCUAGCACACGGUUUCAGUUUCAACCUCCUGUAGCCCAACUUCAUUUUCAUGCCAGACUGCUGAAUUCACCUGGAAUCAGUUAUAAAGGCAAGGGGUCUGGUUGCUGUUCUUCCAUGGAGUUCCCAUUUUAUCACGGAAACAUAACGAGAAAAACCUGUGAAGAAUUACUAAGCAAGAAAGGCAAGGAUGGCAGCUUUUUAUUACGAGAGAGCGAGAGCGUGGCAGGAGCCUUGUGUCUUUGUGUUUUCUUUGAACAGCUCAUCUACACUUAUCGAAUCUUCAGGGAAAGUGAAGGUUACCUUAGGAUUCAGACUUCUGAAGAUGUUCCAAAACGGGUCUUUAAAACAAUAAAGGACUUAAUAUACGCAUAUGAAAAGCCAAAUCAAGGACUUGUCGUCAACCUUCGCUACCCAGUAAGGAGACCGAAGCCCCCAAGGAGGAAAAUAAGGAAAUCCAAGGUAGAGGUGGAUGAAGAUUAUGAUGAAGUUGAAGAUAGAGAUUAUGUUGAUGUCUUACCUUAAAUCAGCUGGGACCUGUUUUUUUGUCAGAGGCGACCUUUUAUCCUGCCCCUCAUCUCAGCAGAUCAAAUGUAAAAAGAUUUCUCUCAGAACUUAACUUUGCACGUGCCACAUCUGCUGGCUGGACAUUCUCAUCAGUGGACUUGUGCCUCUGAAAUUCACUCUCCUGGGCAGCUCAUCAAAGUAACCGACUUGUACUCUUUGGGACACAAUACAAGUUAUAUUUAUUUUACUCAUUAUUAGAAUAACUUGUUUUUAUUUUUAAUUUAUUAUUUUCCUUUUUGCUAACUGAAGUUCUAGCUGCCCUGGUCUGCAGCAUGUU
Messenger RNA from Chelonoidis abingdonii (Abingdon island giant tortoise), 858 nucleotides. RefSeq names its product SH2 domain containing 1B (gene SH2D1B). The record is from RefSeq and is a predicted model, not a curated record. Gene Ontology annotation, biological process: regulation of immune response; regulation of signal transduction. Lineage: Eukaryota; Metazoa; Chordata; Testudines; Testudinidae.